UGUAAGAGAAGGAAGAAGAGAAGACACAACCUUAGUUGAUUCUAGUCGUCGUCUUUGUAAAACUAACAAAAGGUUUCUCCUUUCUCUUCAGUCUUCUCAGAAGCUUUACUGCCGAUACAAUUUCUCUUCCUCCAAACUCGUUUUUCCGGCCAAAGUUGUUUCCUUUUUAACUCAUUUUCACUUACCCUUCUCUGUUCUGUACGGGAACGUUGCCAUUUACAGGGUUUGUGCUGCCUCUGCUUCACUCUCUUUAUCAAGUUCUGAGCUUUGACCGAGAUUUGGCUUCAAGGGUUUGUUCGAUUCUCUUCCCCGUUCGGUUUAUUUGCUAUUUUUGGAAGCUCUUCCGUGGGUUUGAAGAAAGUGUUGGCGAUGGAGGAGGUCAAGGAGGAAAACGUGUUGAACGAGUUCAGGGUGAGGGUCUGCAUAAAGCGUUGGACAAGGUUAACUCUCAUGCUUCUGACAUACUCGUCUUCAGUGUUCAGUGGAAAGACUUGAAUGAGUAUCUGGAAUCAGUGAAAGGUAAAUUGAAGGAGAGGUUCAGGGAGUUAGACUCCAAGGAGGUUGAUUUGAAAGAUCAAAGCUUUGGACUUGAGGAGAGGGCUAGAGUGGUUGAGGAAGCUGAAGCUAAGCUUGGUGAUUUGGAGGUGGAAUCUGAUGGGUUUCGGAUGGAAGUUUCUUUGCUUGGUGAUCUCUCUAGGGGAGUCUAAUGCUGAGGAAGCGAGACUGUCUGAGCUUAGGAGAUUGGUGGAAGAGUGUGAGGCAGAGAGAAUUUUAAAGGAAAGUGAGAUUAGUGAGAUGGUGGAAUCGUGGAGACAGACUAAGAUUGAGAUUGAUUCUAAAGAUGAACAGUUAGCACAGAUGGAGAGUGAACUUGAGCGAUAUCACGCUCAGGUGAGCGCAGAGAUGGAUAGGCUGAGGAAGUUGGAUCAAGAAGCUGAGAGGAAAUCAAAAGAUCUCACGUUGGUUCAAGACAAGAUUGCGGAAUGUGAGAAGCUGCUUGAGGCACAGUCAUCUGAACUUGUCUCUAAAGAGAAAGAGUUGGAAGCACUUAGUCUGGACAUUGGCUUGAGUGAACAGAAGGUCAUGUCCUUCAAUAAUGACAUGAAGGAGGCUUGCCAACGGAUGGAAACAAAAGGCAAGGAAUUGGAGUAUGUUCAAAAGCUAAUUGAGGAAAGGAGUGCACAAUGUGAGUCACUCAAGUUGUUGAUUGAGGAACACAAUGAACAACUUGCUUCAGCUAUGAUUGCGCCUGCUCUGCCACCUGUCAACAGUGUGCUAUCAUUGGAUGUUAAGCUUGAAGAACCAAUCAGCAAUAGUGUGGCUUCUCGCUCCUCCCCGGAUGUUCAACAAGACAUAACAUCAUCAUCUCAUUUGCCUAAUGAAGAUGCUCCUCUCAGGGACAUAGAGGACUCAGCUUCUUUAUCGCUGGAUGAAGUCUUUACUGAACUUCGAAUGUUUAAAGAUCCAGGCAGGUUUGUUCUAACUUCUGUCGAGCAAGCACUCACGGAUCCUAGCGAGAGAGGGGAGUUGAGUUUAGAAGAGCCUAUACUAAUGCCUUUGGUUUCCCUUUUGGAGGAGCUGGCACGUGUUGGUAUCUCUGCUGAUCCUGAUCUACAGUCUGAUGCAACCAAAGUGGCAGAUCGAUGGGUGGAGAUGAUGGGAGCUAGUGUUGAAAAGUCACAGCUCGAGGCUUGGGCUGUUCUGCAGUUCAUUGUGGCGUUUGGAUUGGUGAAAGGAACUAAACAAGAACAAACUCUACAGCUUGCCUCUUAUGUUGCUCACUUUAAAUAUGCUCCAGAACUUUUUGAAUCUCUUGGUCUAAGUCAUGCCAUCCCAAAUUUUGUCACAGAGCUCUUUGGCAAAGGUUUAUACAUUCCGGCAAUCCGGUUAAUGUUCACCUUCAAUGUGAAGAACAACUUUUCUCCAAUGGAGUUGUUGAAGGUACAGAUCAUCAAUCUCAGACGCUCAGCCAAAGAAAAUAGAAGAUAUGAAACACAGGCUGAAGAAGCUAACAGAGAUGCUGCUACAAUGAUGGACAUAAUGGAACUCAUUGAAGACUUCAAGCUGGAAAUUGACAUGCCUGUGGAUCUCAUCCUCAAAUUCAUGGUUCCUGCAUCAUCUGUUCCAGUUCAAUCAACUCAUAUGCAGGCUUCAGACACAGUCAUUCAAAGCUCUUGCAUCGCCACUCAUGGCUCAAACCCUAGCCUUCCAACAAGCUUUGGUACGGAACCGUAUCAAGCUGGUGGUUCAACUGCGUUGUUGGAAGGUCAACAACCUUCACACCACGCUGGUUCUAAACGUCCAAGGGUGGAUCGGAUCCUAGACCGGUGAUUAGACCGUGCUCCGAACCACCAUCAGGCUUUGGCAGUUUCUAGUGCUCUCUGUCUCAAGUCUAAGGCUAUAAAGCUAGGUAGCUAAGUAGUAGGAAGUAGCUUAACAAGAAACAGCUUUUUAUUAUUGUAACUUGUCUUUCACGUUGUAGCUAACUUGUAACACACACAAUGCUGCCUAUGUUUUCUGAUACUAUGAUCAUCAGACACACUUGCAUUUGAAAUAUGUCAGUGACUUGAAUCAUAAAUACCUAGUUUAUGAUUCAAUCCCUGCUCGCCUU
Molecule: messenger RNA, 2611 nt
Organism: Raphanus sativus (radish)
Lineage: Eukaryota; Viridiplantae; Streptophyta; Magnoliopsida; Brassicales; Brassicaceae
Product: FRIGIDA-like protein 5
Exons: 4
Coding region: 655-2331 (558 amino acids)
Source: RefSeq, a predicted model, not a curated record